UUGGCUUUUCUCAAAGACAGUUGCUUCAAGCAGCUUUGCAAUUCAGAAAAUGGGACCCAGUCUAUUUCUGAUUAGCCUACUAGAGUUUUAUCUGAGCUUCUGCACAGAAUGUUUAUAUAGUGACUUCAACAUAAUUUCUAUCUUUGUGUUGUGGUUGGUCCUCCUCUUAUUCAUUUUCUUCAUGGGAAUUCCAUCAAUCCCAACCUUCUGGAAAAAUGAAUGUACACAAAAGCAUGAGGGCAGAGUCAAGAGGAGAAGGAAAGUUGGGACAGGGGCAGGUUCAACAUAUUACCAGAGCGAUGGGGAAGAGGAAAGGGAGCUGAUUUCUUUCCUGAAAAGCCCCCUGGGACGGAAUCAUGAUUCCAUUCACUUUCGUCAACUUUUAUGUCCAGACCCCUCCUGUGACACAUGUAACAAUGCAACUGCUGAAAUCAAUCGGCUUUUCUCAAAGACACUGGAAGAUUCUACUCCAUCUGUGUCCCCUGUGGUUUCCACAGCUCCUGUGACAGCUCUUGUGACAGAGCCUUCAUCCCAUCAGUCUUCUGCUUUCCCUGGAGUCCCUCUGACUGAACCUUCCCCACCACCCCCCUCAGUUCUCCCCUUAAACUCAAUGACGACCUUGCAUAAUUCCCUUUCACCCUCACCAUCAUGUCAAACUCUGCCUACAGAGCCUUCCUCUCACUCAGAAUCCGAACUUCCAGUACAGAAGUCCCCACCUCAAACCAAAGACUUGUUCUCUUCAACCUUGACAAAAUAUGAUUUCCAGCAAAAGUUGCCUGACAUCCAUUCUACAAAGAUCCCUUCUGUGGAAGACUCUGCAGCCAAACUUAUAGAUCCUACACAACUCUUCUUUCUCAGCCCUGAUGAGCAUGACUCAGUAGAGCAGCACUCAUAUCCUAAGACCUGGGAGGACAAUUUAAAGCAAGAAGUUAUCCAGCUUUUCUGGGGUCUUCCAUCUCUGCACAGCGAGUCCUUGCUCUCCACUGUCCAUGUCUCCGGUGACUAUUCAAUCUUCAAUAGCAUCUCAAAUGCCUUUAUAGGCCAAGAAUCCCCAGGACUUCCUUAUUUCCUACCUCCAUCCUUCCCUACGGUCCAACCUCAACUUCUGCCUCAAACUCUGCCCCUAUGCCAUUACUUACCUCUCACUCAGCUUCAAUCACAGGUCCACCUUCAAUCCCCACUCCCAAUCCUACCAGCUGGUCCCAUACACCAGACUCAGGUCUGUGGAGUGUAUUGCCAUACACCCCUGAAUGAAUCAGGAAGUUUCAUCUCAUUUGAUAUUGAACAACUGGAAUGGAAUGUGUUAAAGAAGAAACAGGAAGGUUUGUGGGGUUUACCCUCUCUGGAUAAAAGUUCUUGGGAAGCCUGCUCUCCUUCAGCUCCCACCUCUCCUUAUUGUGGGCCCUCCAAGGCCCAUACUUCCAUCUCCAUAGAUCAUUCUGAGUUUCAUCUCAGCGUUGAGUUUAGAAAGAAAUUUGAGCAUCACCUUAGAAAGAGGCUCAUCCAACACCGGUGGGGCCUGCCCCGCAGGAUCCAUGAGUCUCUGUCACUCAUGAAGCCUAGAUGCGAUUGCUCAGAAAUACCUCAGCCAAAGUGCUGCUAUGGCCUCUCAUGGAUCUCUAUGUAUAAGGCCCAGGAUAGUAAAAUUCUAAAUAGAGUCACCCCAUCAGCAGACUUCUAUAAGAAGGGCUCAGAAAUGUUUCAGCUGUCUGAUGAUGAGACAGACAGCUUAGCUAGUUAUCCAAAAGGAUUGUUGACUGACUCUGACAGUGAUUCAGAUAAGGAUCUGGGAAAUGACUGUGAUAUGAAGAGUGUGACAAGGCAGAAUGUAAGUCAGAGACAACUGCCAAAUUUACUGAAAAUACAUCUGAGCAAAAAAUUUGAGGAAAUCAGUGAGAGUCAGCUCCUUGGUACUGUGCAGAGUUCACAGCACUCUAUCCAGCAUACACUUUCUGUAGAAUCCAACAGGGAAAUUAAACAGAGAGGUCUGCCACCAUCAGUGGGUGGGGACUACUGUCGGAACAAGUCACAGGACCUCUCCUUCCUUGAGGCGGGUGCACUGGAGAUGCUGGAAGACCACGAUACCAACUUGCCUAUGAAGACAUUAGGAGGCCUCCCUGACAAAGUCCUUGAAUCCAUAGAGGAUCAAGGCACUACCUCCCAUUCCUUGAUCAAUCCUCACUCUUCCUCCUCAACCAAAGUGAUUUCUGAGGUGAGCACUGAAUAUGGAGCCUUCACACUUCUGAAAGGAAGUUCUGAAUCGCUUUACAGUGACCCAGUCAGAACAGAAACUAUAGCCCCAGACCUGAAUCUUCAUCUCCCUGCCACCUCACUUGUGGAUAAGAAGGGACAGGGGAUUCAACACAGACUUUCUGAGGAAAUUCAGAUAAUUUUGGAAGCCAAACCAACUCCUCUGUUUGUCACAAACACCAUCCAUGGCAAAACAAGUCAGAGUCAUUCUCUGACAGGCAACAUUCAACCUCCCAAGCUGCCUGCAAGGCAAGCAAAUAGAGAAUCUGCACCAAAGAAUAAGAGUGUGACGUCUACUGACAGAACUGAAAUGCAAGAGGCCACAAAUAGGGAUGAAGCAGAACCUGCUUCCAUGCCCACCGUGCCCAGGGGUUUAGCCAGGGCUGAGGAGUUCUAUGCUCUUCAGUCUGUAACAACCAGCAAGCCAGGAAUCUCCCAAAACAUAAACAAAGACACCACUGUGACUACUGAAAACCCCCCAUCUAAAAUAUCAGAUCGAGCUCCUAACUUAUCAGAACUUAGAAAGCAACUAAUUGCUGAGAUGAACUUAAAGUUGGAGAGCAGAAAGCAUAGCCAGGCCCAAGGCCAACCGCUGGACAUGUCCCAUGACCCUGACAGCUUGACUUACAAAGCCUCCCUGACUCCUGCCAAGUGUGUCUCCUGUGUGACCAGGGAAGUUCACCAGGUGCUGCAUGUCCAUUCGGAGGACAGCACAGUCAGGAUGGAGAAGCAGCAGGAACCUUGGCUUCCCAGGCAUGCAUUAAGGACCUGCCAGGAUCAGAAUUUCCCACCAGCUGUAAAGAGAGAUAUCCUGUGCCCUCCCCCAAAGCCUACAGGCCCCAAAUAUGAAGAGCUUGGUGCGGGAGAUGCACGACUGAGAAUUUCCCAACCCAGAGGGAAGAGAUUUCCUUCUCAGGACACAGCUUUAGAGGACAUGCAUGGGAGCAAGUCUUCCCACAGCCUAGCACAGAAGGGACAGGCCCCUUCUGACAGCCUUUUCCUAAAUAAAAUGAAGAGCCUUUUUCAAAGGCUUCGUCCUGCAAUCACAUGGACAAUGCAAGAAACCACCCAGGAAAUGGGAAGGCACAUAUCAUCUGCACAGAGCAGAGGCCCAGUUAAAAGCAGAGCUUCCUUUACUGGAACCGCGCAAGUCCACAGAGUCAUGUCAGACAUUGGGAAGUUUCCAGAAGAGAAACGGGGGCGUAGGCAUGCAGGAGUUACCACCUGCCCUCAAGAGCCCCUUCCCUCUGCAGCGCAGUCUGGGAAACGUGUGCAGAAGGGAGCAGUGCAGGCCAGGGUAAAGCCAGUCCAGGGGUGUCCUUUAAACUGCAGGGCUCCCUUCUAUAACGUGACAAAUAUGAAGUCUGGCCUCCAAGCAGCUAUCUCUGAUGACCAGAGAUCUGCAAGUAUUAGACAUACCGGGAAUGAGGACAGUUCCCGCUCAAAAGCUGUGGCAUUAAAGGGCCAGCAAAUAUGUCAGAAACACCCCCAAUCUGUGUCCCUAAAGGGGACUGUGCCCCAUCCAAGCCCCACCUGCAGGCCUCAAGCUGCCAAGGGGCCUCCUGCUGUUCUCACCGCUGCUGGAGGCACUGCUUUCAACAAUCGGUCUCCCCAAUUUAGACACACAAUGCUUCUCUAUAAUUUCCAGCGGGAAACAUUUCCCACCCCCAAAUAAUUCCUUCCUCGAGGGGAAUAUUGACUUGCCUAAUAAAUGUUUCUAUAAUAAUA
Molecule: messenger RNA, 3978 nt
Organism: Eptesicus fuscus (big brown bat)
Lineage: Eukaryota; Metazoa; Chordata; Mammalia; Chiroptera; Vespertilionidae
Product: spermatogenesis-associated protein 31D1-like
Exons: 4
Coding region: 50-3925 (1291 amino acids)
Source: RefSeq, a predicted model, not a curated record